This is a messenger RNA of Daldinia vernicosa, 809 nucleotides long. RefSeq lists its product as uncharacterized. The transcript has a single exon. Lineage: Eukaryota; Fungi; Ascomycota; Sordariomycetes; Xylariales; Hypoxylaceae. Bases 155 to 589 code for a protein of 144 amino acids. The record is from RefSeq and is a predicted model, not a curated record.
UCAUUAGCCUUCCCGCCUUCGCAACAGAAAACAUGAUAUCUUAACAAACUGAACAUUUCACUUCUACUCGAAGAAACUCGGAAGAAGUCUCUAAGCUAACUCGGUGGCGCUUUCGCUUCUUUCUAAUUAAUAUUAGGGUACGUUGGCUACUUCUAUGUCUGCUAAUUACUAUGUUUUGCUUCUUUUAAUUGUCUUCAUCGGAGGCUCUUGCGGAUACCCGGAUCGUAAGAUCUGGUAUUAUUGUCUACUUGAUCUACUCUUUUUACAUAGUACUUCCAGAUGUGAACCCCCUUGUCGACAGGGGCUAGCUCUCAUCUCUGAUGCCUCAUUCUCCCAUGUUGUUCACCGAAUAGGGGAAGCACCAUCAAAGAAAAUUAGCUGUGCGGUCUCCGGGGAAUUAUCACUUCUUAUGGUCCAGUGGCCAUUUAACUGUCCAAAUUACUCAGUCAUUCCAAUUGAUUACGCUGAUUCUCAUCACAUUACAUGUCAUCACACUGAUGAUCUAGGGCCUUACCAAAACUCCCACCCGUUCCCUUUUCGUUUCUUGACUAGCUGUCUAAUAUGUCUUGUUAACACUCUUGACUCAUGAAGAAACCAAAGGCUCAAGCCAAGACAUAGUUUUCAUUUGUAACAUGCCUUCACCCAAAUCUUGAACUCGCUUAGGUUUCCCCAGUCUCCCCGCGGAAUGUUUCACCUGCGAGCUGCCAUUCGUUCGAUUUACUAAUGAUCUUCGUACUCUCUCUUCGACUACCGUUUCAGUGCAAUCCUUCCUACAAACUAUCUUUUUAUUUUUAUCAGUAUUAUUAUUA